AUGGCAGACUGGGGUAAUAUACCUAAUGAUCUUGCUACUAAGAUUGCUGAACACUUUGAGUUGUUAGAAGACUUUGAGGUAUUCGGGUUUGUGUGCUCACGUUGGCGAUCAGCAGCCAAGCAAGCCAAGUUUCAAGCCAACACCAAAUCAUCAACAUUAUCAGUAUCAAGGGUGCCAUGGCUUAUGCUUCCUGAGAAAGACGACACCUCAAACCAACGUCGUUUUUAUAGCUUCUAUAACCAGCAAGUUCGGCGUGUUAGUCUCCCUCAGCCGAACCCUAACGAGAAAAGGCUGUUAUCAUCACGUGGAUGGUUGCUAUCUGUGACAGAAAAAGGUAAAAAUAUGUGUAUCCUAAAUCCAUUGUCCGGUGCCGUAAUAAAGCUUCCUAAGGUUAGUUUCUGGGACCAAGCCGGACGUGGUUGGUAUAUUUAUCAUGAUAUAUAUGGAACACAUUAUUUUGACAAAUUCGUCUUGUCAGAGAACCCUUCAACCACUUCCGAUUUCACAAUCGCGUUGGUUUUAUCCGAACCUUAUUUAAACUCAAGUAUCUGUCACGAAAUCGUGUCGUUCUGGAGGAACGGGAGUUGUGAAUGGGAUACGUUUGUGGAAUGUGGGGAUGUUUACUUCACAUUAUAUCAAUGCCAUGAUAUCACUUUUUACCAGGGAGAAUUCUAUGCUGUUGAUGAUUCGGGAAACAUUGUUUGCUUUCAAUUCGACCAAUCGGGUGAACAUCAAGCCCGAUUGAUCAAGGAAUCGGAACGUAAUAUGUACAAAGAUCAACAACUUACAAUUAUUAACUACUUGGUUGAAUCUUCGGAUCGAUUAUUGCUUGUUUGUAGACUGAAAAAAUUGUUGGAUCAAAUCUAUCGAACCGUGUCGUUCGAGGUAUUUGAGUUAAAUAUUCACAAUGGGACGGCUGAAAGAGUAGUUCACUUGGAGGAUGUAGCAAUUUUCGUGGGUUCAAACUCUUCUUAUUCCGUUAAUGUCUCUGUUGAUAAUGUCUUUAAACCUAACUCCAUUUAUUUUACAGAUGAUUUUAAGGUGGCUCGCCAUAGACAUUGGUAUGAAUCAAAUAGCAGGGGUACGGACAUGGGUGUUUACAGUUUAGCAGGCAAUCAUAUUCAUAGCUAUUAUGAUGGUCCAUUUCAUUAUAGUAAAAUUGCACCAUUUAUGUGGCAUGAGCCUUGA
Molecule: messenger RNA, 1188 nt
Organism: Spinacia oleracea (spinach)
Lineage: Eukaryota; Viridiplantae; Streptophyta; Magnoliopsida; Caryophyllales; Amaranthaceae
Exons: 1
Coding region: 1-1188 (395 amino acids)
Source: RefSeq, a predicted model, not a curated record